CUUUCAUUUGGUCACAAUAAACUAGAACUUUGGACUCCUCCAUGAACACAGAGAAAAUCUCGGAGACUCGCAGUCAGCCAUGGAUAUGAAGGAGCUGAGGGAUAGCAUUCGGAACUUCAGCUUUGACCAGUGUCCUAAAAGAGGCCAAGGAUUCAGCAGAGUUCUUCUUCAACUUUUUGGCUUUCUGGGCCAUGGAAAAUCCUGCUUUAUUAACACCUGUAAGUUUGUCUGGGAAGAAGGGGAGUAUGAGAACUGGGCACAAGCUGCAGGUGUGGAUGAAGGUCAUACCUUGGAGAGGAGAUCCUACCCUCUGACACACAACAUCACCCUGGUGGACAAUCGGGGCUUCUCCAUAAUGGGCGGGUAUGAGACUGGAGAGAUCUUCGCUCAGCUGGGAAACCUGUUACCCCUAGAUACCCCCGUGGAGUGGAAUGAAGGAUUUGGUCUUGCAGGGAGAAUAAUAGAAGCUGAAAAGUGUAUAAACAAGUCAGACUUCAUUGUCCCUAUCUUCAUCUACAGUGUGAAGAAAGGAAUUGUCCCAGGAGAGAUGGACCAUCUGCGAGAGCUGAUUGUGACCUCCAGAGACCUCACAGGAAUUUUACCCGUCGUUGUUCUCACCCACAAGAGCAGCAGCAACAGGGCAGAUGUGAUGGCAAAUUUCCAAAGCUUGGGGGUGGAGCAGAUAUUUGCCCUGGAAAACUACACCCCCGAGGAUCACACAAAAACAACCUCAAAACACGAGGAAGUCCUGAGGUUCCUAUAUGAAGUUAUCGAAGACGUUCACUUUCAACUGGGUCAUCGGAGGAACCCUACGGAGGAGAUGCUGGAGCGGAAAGAAUUUGUCCUGACAUAUAUUCACCACAAUGAUCUGAAAAUGCAAUACGUAGAAUCGGAAAAUACAAAGAUGAAGGAAGAGACUUGGCUUAAAAAUGAACUUAGACUCCAGAGCGAAAAUAUGAACAAGAAUGCCAGGAGAACAAGAGAAAAUAUAUGGAGGAAAUAAAAAAACUCGAAGAAGAAAUAAGAAUUCAUGAAAAGAGCCGAGAAGAACCAAGAGCAGUAACGCAGGAGCAGAGGAAGGGCAGGAAGUCAUGGCUGGGAAUGCUGAAAAAGAAGAAUCCUAAAUAACUUGUGUCCGACCAUCGGAGGAGACAUCGGGACCCCCUGGUCACUCUGCAGACACUACUAUAGAAGUACAUUUAUUAGUCGUCAUUGGCAUUGCUGUAUAUUUUAAGAGAUUUCAAAAAUUAUUUUUACAAGAUAAGAGUGAAUUUCAAGAAAUCUGUCUGAUUCCAAUAAAUCGGCCAUCAGAUUGGAUUUA
This is a messenger RNA of Hyla sarda, 1321 nucleotides long. RefSeq lists its product as uncharacterized. The transcript has 4 exons. The coding region runs from base 80 to 1003 and encodes 307 amino acids. Lineage: Eukaryota; Metazoa; Chordata; Amphibia; Anura; Hylidae. The record is from RefSeq and is a predicted model, not a curated record.